UCUAAACCUAAUUUCGCACCCACCAACUCCUCUUCCAGCUCUAACCCACGCUUCUAACCAUGUCCAUCCCCAUCGAAUCCGUCAGCAACAAAGUCAUCAGCCCCAUCUCCCUCGCCCACAUCGUCUUCCGCAGCGCCAACCUCCAACGCCAAAUCGACUUCUGGACCCUUUUCCUCGGCGCCACCGUUGUAUUCCAAAACGACACCCUCGCAUUCUUCCAAUACGACGACGAACACCACCGCAUAGCCUUCAUAGCCGAUGCCAGCGCUCAACCCGAGCAAGGCGGCAGCAAGGGGGCGAGGAUGUACCACGUCACCUUCACCUUCGCGAGUCUUUCGGAUCUAGUGAAGGCGUAUAAACAACGCAAGGCAUUAGGGGUGUUUCCUACGUGGUGUGUGAAUCAUGGGAUGACGACGAGUAUGUAUUAUGUGGAUCCGGAUGGGAAUCAGAUUGAGACGCAGGUGGAUAAUUUUGAGAACCCGGAGGAGGCGACGGAGUUUAUGCAAGGGGAGCUGUUUAGGGAGAAUCCGUUGGGGACGGGUUUUGAUCCGGAGGACUUAGAUGAGAAGAUACGGACUGGUGUUGAGGAUAGUGUUCUUGAGAAAAGAGUUGAGAUUGGGCCGAGGCUGUCUCCGCCGUGAGACGAGAUUUAAUGGAGCUCCAAAUCCAUG
Messenger RNA from Pseudogymnoascus verrucosus, 671 nucleotides. RefSeq lists its product as uncharacterized. Lineage: Eukaryota; Fungi; Ascomycota; Leotiomycetes; Thelebolales; Thelebolaceae. The transcript has a single exon. The record is from RefSeq and is a predicted model, not a curated record. The coding region runs from base 60 to 641 and encodes 193 amino acids.